UUCGUUGGGAGGGGUGGAACUUGGAAGGGGAAUGGAGCCGGCGGCGACGAUGGUGUUCGUGUACGGCACCCUAAAGCGGGGAUUCCCGAACCACCCGCGCCUCGCCGCCUUCGGCAGCCCGUUCGCCGGCACCGCUUCCACUGCCGCCCCAGUCUCCCUCGUUAUUGGACCCUACUCAGUCCCCUUCCUCCUCCCGAGCCCCACUCCGUCCUCCGGCCGUCUGGUCUCCGGCGAGCUCUACUCCGCAUCCCCCAGCGCCCUCGCGGACCUCGAUGCGUUCGAGGGCACCCACCUCGGCGUCUACGAGCGCCGGCGGCUUACCGUAGUGGUCGAAGGGACGAGCAGGGAGGUGGAGGCUGAGGCUUACUUCGCGGACGCGAGCUACGCGGAGGCCCUGUGGCGGCGCUGCGGCGGUGAGGCGGCGGAGAUCGGGGGAUACACCAUGGAGCAUGCCGGCAGGUACAUCCCGCCCAGUGGCCGCUCUCCCGGCAUCUCGGGACUCAUGCAGGCCGUUCAUGGUUUCAUCGCCACCACUCCGCCGGACAACUGAGUUGAUGCCAUCCCUUCCUUGAACCUUACAUGUUGUGUGGUUGGUCUGUGAAUGAAUUGGACAAUUGUGGCUUGAUAAUCUUGGAUCAAAUUAUCCAUUAUGCACAGUCGUACAGUUGCUGAA
This is a messenger RNA of Brachypodium distachyon (stiff brome), 673 nucleotides long. RefSeq names its product putative gamma-glutamylcyclotransferase At3g02910. Lineage: Eukaryota; Viridiplantae; Streptophyta; Magnoliopsida; Poales; Poaceae. The transcript has 2 exons. Gene Ontology annotation, molecular function: gamma-glutamylaminecyclotransferase activity. Bases 32 to 550 code for a protein of 172 amino acids. The record is from RefSeq and is a predicted model, not a curated record.